AUUCGUAUUAUAUCCUUAAAGUUUUUUUCUGUCAUGCUUAAAUUUUAAUAAAUUUAAAAUUUUUCUUCUGGGAAUUUGCCCGCUUAAAUGUCGGGACCAUCCAAUAGUUGUCGUUUAUGGCAUCGCAUCCUAAAAAAAAACCAACCGCAGACAUGUGCAAAAAGUUGCUUUGAACCGACUGGUCAACCAUGUGCCGAUGGCAACAACCGAACUGUUGGACAUGUCCGCAAUUUCUUGGAGCCUGAAUCGCCUGUGCGUCGUCUAAUAGAUAUAAAGAAAGAGUGCUCGCCGGAUUAUCGUAAACCAGAGAAAACUUGCAAUCUUAAUGCUCUGGCCAGUAAUCGUCAUCCACACAAUUUGUGCUCCUCGAAAUGCAGACCGCUCAGUACGAGUCUGCAUUUAAAAGAGCUUAGACAAAGACCUCCGCCAAGGCGCGAUUAUAAGCAUUGGUGUCUGUUGAGUGAUGGAACUGAAGUUGGUCGAAUAUUUCCCAUGAAAUUUCGUAUACGCAGACUGAGCACCGAUUGUUCUGAUUGUAACAAGGAGCUACGACUGCGCGAAACUGUAACGGGAAAUAACGACGUAGUACUACUUUCCAAUUGCUGUGAUGUUGAAAUAUAUCCAGAGAAGAAAAUGGUUAACUGGCACGUCGUGCCGGUUAAAAUGAUAACUGACAAAGAGAAGAUCGCCAAGCAAGAAAUCUGUGUAACUUAUCCACCGCCGGUCAAGAAAAUUGAAUUCAUGCCGGUAAAAGGAGUAAAGAUUGCUAACAAAGUAGUUCGUAAGAUAAAUAAAAAGAAGAAAAGAAAGAAAGGCAAGAAGGGAAAGAAAGGCAAGAAAGGAGGCAAGAAGAAAAAGAAUUAGAGAAU
Drosophila albomicans is the source of this 869-nucleotide messenger RNA. RefSeq lists its product as uncharacterized. NCBI's taxonomy places the organism in Eukaryota, Metazoa, Arthropoda, Insecta, Diptera, Drosophilidae. Bases 88 to 864 code for a protein of 258 amino acids. The transcript has 2 exons. The record is from RefSeq and is a predicted model, not a curated record.